Messenger RNA from Prunus avium (sweet cherry), 844 nucleotides. The record is from RefSeq and is a predicted model, not a curated record. NCBI's taxonomy places the organism in Eukaryota, Viridiplantae, Streptophyta, Magnoliopsida, Rosales, Rosaceae.
GAGUAUUAAUAUGAAAGGGAAAGUAAAUGCAGCUGUUGAGACUUGUCAUAAAAGUGAAACUUCCUUCCAUCGGAUGGGUGCAUUUAUCAACUUCUCGGAUCCAUUUGUAGCAAAGAGGUUUCAUGCCGAUGCAUGCACUUGGGCAUUUGGCAUGAAUUUGUUUGAUCUUCAAGAGUGGAGGAGACAGAAUCUAACUACUGUCUACCAUAAAUACUUGCAAUUGGGCAAUAAGAGGCCAUUGUGGGUGGCUGGGAGUUUGCCCUUAGGUUGGGUCACCUUCUAUAAAAAGACAGUAGCUUUGGACAGGCGAUGGCAUAUCCUUGGGCUGGGUUAUGAGUCUGGUGUGGUUCGUCCUGACAUUGAUCGAGCAGCAGUAAUACACUAUGAUGGAAUUAUGAAGCCAUGGUUGGAUAUUGGGAUUGGGAGGCACAAGGGUUAUUGGAGCAAAUAUGUGAACUAUGAAGACUCUCAUCUGCAACGGUGCAACAUACAUGCGUAGUCCACUACUAAAAUGGUGGGAUUAAGAUGACCUGUACCACACAAUUAGUUGCUUAUUGCUCCAGGAUGAUGGAACUGCACUGGUUCACACAAUUCUUUCUUUAACGAUUCUUCAAUGUAAAGUCGAGCUCAAUUUUUUCCCACAUUUUUCUGGGCAUAAUCUUCUAGGAUCCGAGAGUCAAAAUAUAGGAAUAAUUGGAAUCAAUAAGUGUCCCUGGGGGAUUUUGUACUGCGGGUCUGUAUUUCAUGUACAUAACUUUCUUUCAACUCCUUAGCUAGACUCCUACAAGCAUUUUUCGAUAUAGACAGAGUUACUUGAAAUCAAUUUGGUAUUCUUUUUAAGUUA